Miniopterus natalensis is the source of this 2269-nucleotide messenger RNA. RefSeq names its product cell division cycle associated 8 (gene CDCA8). Lineage: Eukaryota; Metazoa; Chordata; Mammalia; Chiroptera; Miniopteridae. The record is from RefSeq and is a predicted model, not a curated record. Gene Ontology annotation, cellular component: chromosome passenger complex; spindle midzone; chromosome, centromeric region. Gene Ontology annotation, biological process: mitotic sister chromatid segregation.
GCAGUUUGAAUUUCGCGACGGCGGUCGUACGUGCUGUUGGCUCCUGAGCCGCUCCCUUUCAGCCUGAGCUGCGAGGGUUUUCUCAGCCCUGGUUUUGGGACCCGCGGAUACGUUCCUCGAGACUUCUUGACGCCCGGGCUCCGAAGCCGCUCCCGAAGCGCCAUGGCUCCGGCUAGGAAGGGCAGCAGUCGGGUGACCAAGACCAAUUCGUUGCGGAGCAGGAAGCUCGCCUCCUUCCUGAAGGACUUCGACCGUGAAGUGCAAAUCCGAUCCAAGCAGAUUCAGUCAGACAGGAUGAACCUCCUCAAGGAGAUGGAUAACAUAUACAACAUCGAGAUCCUGCGGCUCCCCAAGGCGCUGCGCGAGAUGAACUGGCUCGACUACUUCGCCCUUGGAGGAAACAAGCAGGCCCUGGAAGAGGCAGCAACGGCUGACCUGGAUAUCACAGAAAUAAACAAACUAACAGCAGAAGCUAUUCAGACACCCCUGAAAUCUGCCAGAACACGAAAGGUCAUACAAGUGGAAGAAAUGAUAGAAGAGGAAGAAGAAGAAGAAAGUAAAAAUAAGAGACUUCAAACUGCCAGAGUCAAAAGGUGCCCCGCAUCCAGGAAGAGAACCCAGUCCAUACAAGCAAGAGGCAAAAGCAAAAGGUCAAGCAAUUAUAGCACUGUUACCCCAGCUGUGGGCCGAAUGGAGCUGUCUAUGGUGAAACCAACUCCAGGCCUGACGCCCAGAUUUGACUCACGGGUCUUCAAAACCCCAGGCCUGCGAACUCCAGCAGCCAGAGAGCGGAUUUACAAUGUCUCAGUGAACGGCAGCCCUCUGGCUGACAGCAAAGAGGUUUUCCUUACUGUGCCAGUGGGAGGUGGAGAGAGCAUGAGAUUACUGGCCAGUGACUUGAAGAGGGUCGAUAUUGCACAACUGGAUCCAGAGGCCUUGGGGAACAUUAAGCAGCUGUCCAGCCGUCUUGCCCAAAUCUGCAGCAGCAUACGGACUCACAAAUGAGGCUGCUAUUCCAAGAAGCCACACUUGACAGACUGGAUCUUCAGUGGGCACUUCUGGGACCUUCCUUUCAAGCUUAUUGUCUAUUUGAGUGAAGUUCCAAAGCAGGAAGUGGUGGUGUCCCUAUGGAGAAUCCAGGAAGUAGGGAGACACUGUUCCUCCAUCAGUUAGAUAAAGUUUACUGUUCACACCUUCCAACCUAGGUGACAGAGACACUGCCCGCUGCGUCCAUGCAAUCAGAACUUCCUGUCGUUCUCCCUGCUGAAUUCUUCCUGCUCUGAGCUGCCGCUUUCUGCCUCCUGUAACUCAGCAUCCUCUUUGCCCUGCCUGACUCCAGUGGAGGUGACAUGGAAGAACCUCAUGUUCUCUGGAAGACUGCCUACUCACGCUCAUCAGGAAGCCUCUGCUUCUGGUGUUUCCACUCUGUAUGCUCGAGGCUGGGAGGUUUGUGCUCAGAGAAGUGAGAGUUCUGGGCCAUGAGAGGUCACAUCAGAAAGCGGGGAGGAACCAUACAAAUGGGGCCAGAACAGUGGGACAGGACAUGUCACAGCAGUGACCACAGCAGAACACAAUUCCCCUCCCAUGCUCACCCCCUCCUCCUGUGUAAUCUCACACCCGCUGUGCCCAGUUUUUUCAGGCUGACUUGUGGAACAUUGUUUUGUAUAUAUCUCUACAGAAGACCAAAAAUUGGUGUGGAGGCAGUUUCCAUGUCUUCCUCCUCUACCUCUCCAGUUAGUGGAAAUUUGGAUAAGGGAAUCGCGUAGGGCUUAGACUAGUCUGGGGUUGUAUGUGACUGGCACAGAGAAGGUCUCUGAGCUCUCUGUGGCCCGGUGGUCCCUGCCAGGUCUAGAGACUUUGCAGAGAGCACUUUUACUGGCUUCAUUGAGGGAGCAGCUGUAACUGGUCUGGUGCCUCAUCCCACAUUUGGCCUGUGCCCUGGGUAUGGGCCGGUUCCUCAGUCAGUGCCUCUUUCCCCAAAGAAUCAUGGGAUGUGGUCCAAGAAUGUGGGAACUGAGAGUCCCCACCCCAGGCUUGAGGGCCCACUGUUUUCUCAUGGGUGGCUCUUUGCUGUACUUUGUGUCAUUUUGCCAUGUGACCGUCCUAGUAAUCCAGUCCUGUUAAGUUGUAUUUUCAAGUUUUUUUCUCCCUUCCCUGAGACUUUUUGUACAUACUGUUUUCUUGAGUAAUGGUACCUCGAAUCUGGCUUCUAAUCAGAGCUACUGAGAGUUACCUGUUUUCAAUAAACUGGGUUUGUUUUUAAUAUGCA